CACCCUCACUGUGAAAUUAGCGAAUACUGCAGCAAGAAGUGAGUGUGUGUGUCACGAUCAAGAGGAAAGAGCAAGCGGGGAUUAAUAUUUAUAAAAAAAAACUCUCAUCUGGCUGGUGACAGUUUUAUGGCAGGUUAUUGUGGAUGUAUUAAUAGCCGCCACUCAGCCUUGCUGCCAAUCCCCUGUGGCCCAAAAAACAUUCUCCUCAUAGACCACCAUUAUAAAAGAGACGUAUGGAAAACUGAUGACAGGACACCUCCAACUACAAACAAGAGAUGGCAGCUAUUCGGAAGAAGCUGGUGAUUGUCGGGGAUGGAGCUUGCGGAAAAACAUGUCUUCUCAUUGUUUUCAGUAAAGACCAGUUUCCUGAAGUCUACGUCCCGACAGUGUUUGAGAACUACAUCGCUGAUAUUGAAGUUGAUGGAAAACAGGUGGAGUUGGCGCUGUGGGAUACUGCAGGCCAAGAGGACUACGACAGGCUGAGGCCUCUCUCCUACCCUGACACAGACGUCAUCCUCAUGUGCUUCUCCAUCGACAGCCCAGACAGUUUAGAAAAUAUCCCUGAGAAGUGGACGCCUGAGGUGAAGCACUUCUGUCCCAAUGUUCCCAUCAUCCUGGUGGGGAACAAGAAGGACCUGAGGAAUGAUGAGCACACACGGAGAGAGCUGGCCAAGAUGAAGCAGGAGCCGGUGAAGCCAGAAGAAGGCAGAGACAUGGCUGGCAGGAUCAGUGCUUUUGGCUACUUGGAGUGCUCUGCCAAGACCAAGGAUGGCGUGCGGGAAGUGUUCGAGAUGGCCACUAGAGCGGCACUGCAGGUCCGCAAGCGCAAGAAGAAAGCCGGCUGCACACUGCUGUGAGCAGUUUAGACACCAUAAAAUCAACUGACCAAUAGUAGAAAAACAAAACACAUGAAAAGGACUGACCCUUUACCAAAUGGCAUCUUUGUACUGUAUCUUGCAUUUCACGAUAACAGGCAGGCAGAUGAAUCGAAAGCAAACAGACCUAAUACAGGAAAUGGACUUUGUCUAUAUUACAGCUGUUAGAAAUUGAUGUUUAAAGUUCCAUGUUGAUUUGUUCAUUUUCUUCAAAAAUCUGUCUUUACGCAUAGAAUGAUUUCCUACUUGUUUUUCUUUAUAUUUGUAAUGUAACGAGGCAGUGAUAGAUGCACAUAUUUGUAUGCAAUAUUGUUCUUCACGAGCUUGGGCGAGCAGCGUCCUUCUUAGCUUGUAUAGUCUUCAUGAGUAAGGUCUUGUCCAAACAGUCCAGACUGUCCUGUUUAGUAUCAGUUCUGUUUAUCAUGGUAGCAGUCGCGAUAUACAAUGAAAGUUGAUAUCUUUUGACCGUAAGAGCUAGUGCCUUUUGUUUUGUUUUGUUUUUAAGUUUUUACCACUGUCUACUUCUCAUGUUUGUCAGCUAGCUAACAUUUCAGCUGAGGGGUUCUCCAUUGUACUGUAGAUCAUUUUACACAGCGUUGUCAUUGUGAAACCAGAGCAAAGCCAUAACUAAGGCUUUCAGUGCUGUUGACAACUCGUCAAGCACAACAAAUGGUUGCUUGUGUCAUUUUUAUUGGCAUGAAACAUCAGCGUUCCCUCAACAUUUGCCAUACUCAUUGAGGAUAAAAAAGGUAGCUGCCUCUGUAAUGCGAUACAUAGUCAAUAAAGGAGUGAGUGUAAGAGUAUAAGAUCUGAUUAUUUACAUGCAUCCCUCAUAACUAUUGCUAAUCUGUGCAGUGGACCAGGAUGGGCAGAUUAGAACUGACCAAUCAAGACACAAGCCAAUAUGACUCAACUUUCCCAAAAGGCUGUUAGGACCAACAGGGAGAUAACACAGCUGAAACAGAAAUCACAUGAAGGCCAAGACCUGGUAAAACCUCCCCUGUUUGUUUAUUGUGAGUGACUGAGUUCAGCUCUUCUUCUACUGCAAUGCAAGAGAGCCGGUCACGCCCACUGUUGGAAUCUGUGUUUGACAGGUUAGCCCAGUCAUGGAAAUUAUGUCUUGUCAGAGAUGUUAGCCUUUGCGUGUGGAUGUUUCCAGUUGGACGACAUUCUUUACAUGUUUGAGAGAAACUGAGUUGUGUGUGAGGAGCUUGUUUUUCCCCGGUGCCUUCUCUGUACUGGUGUGCCUUUUAGUUGUUCUCUCCCAGACCAGAUAGACCAGCUGCUCUAUGCCAACCUGAUACUGACUGACAAGGUCAAGAGUGACAUUUCUGACAUGUUUCACAAAGCUUGGUUCUUUGAAAUUCUUCAAAAAUAUGCUUGAUUACACAAAAUGUGUUGUUACAUUUCCUAAAACUUUCAGUCCUCAUAACACAAAUAUUAACAUUGUAUCUGUAAAUGCAGUCUCUCAUGUAGUUUUGCGUCAAGACUGAGUCAUGGGAAAAUUACAAAACUUUAACAUUACAUAUUUCCUCAACAUCACUGGGAAAACAUCUGUCUGGAGCCAUAAAGAGUGUCUAUGAUGUUUUAGAGUUGUGUAUUACUGCCAAAAAAGUUGUGGACUGUGGAAAGAUGGAAAUUGGUUUAAUUGAUUUGUCGAUCUUUAUCCCGAUCUAUGUUGCUCUUGAUCUUCACUUCUUGGCAAGAAACAUUUGAUAUUUUAUGUAUCAUGUCAAAGGAGCAGAAGAUCAUCAAGGGUCUACACUGAAUUGUACUCAUAGAAGCUUUUGGAGACAUGUCAGAGAUCGUCCACUGGUCCCAGUUCUUGCUCACGUGUCCUCUCAGAAUACUUAAUUGUGAAUUUGACCUGAAAAUAUAUUGGCUUGAUAUACAAUGCUUGAAAGGCCCAGCGACUGUCCUUAGGCACAUACUCUUAGUGGCAUUCCUUUUCUCUGCCUCUGUUGCUCAUUCAUGAACUGUACAUGUCCCUUGGUUGCAUGUUGCUGUCUGUCUAGAGGAGGGUGGACGUUGAAAUGUGUGUGGCAAAACGAUAUCUUUGAUGUUGCAUGCAACCUUCUUAUAAUGCCAGUAAAGGCAAGAAACCUACCAGCUGGCAGGAUCUGUAUCUGUUAUAUUGUAAUGCCAUCUGUAAAGCAACUUUAUACCCUCUACUGGCCAAGCACAUAUGCUUUAACUGAGUGAUCCAAUGGAGCUACAACUUAUAAAACUAUUUUCCACAGCUCAACUGGUGUUUUUUUGUUUGUUUUUUUUGAGGAGAGGGGGCAUUGAUUACAAUCACACACAAGCACCAUAUUAAAAUUGUUACUUCAACUCUUUAUACAGUGGAUACUAUGUUUUAACUCUGGACUUUGUGCAUUAUUGUGGACAACAAGCACACUAACAAGGCAAGAGUAAAGAGAUUCAGAUCCUUACGAAUAAAGAUUUUUAUCAAUGAAAACAUAAGCCUUGAGUUCUGGGUUUCAUAGUUGUGGCAUGAUGUUCACGAGUCUCAACAAGCUUAACGCCAAGGAAUUCUUGGAAAUUAGAGGUCGGCAGAGAUAGUCGAAUAACUUUCACAGCUGGAAGCGUAGCAUAAUGAUAAAAGCAUUCCCUUAGAGCAGCAGAGGGUCUAGUGUUGAACAUAUCACUAAAAGCAUGUACAGUACUGCUGUUAAUGUGUAUGCAGAUGUUGCGCUAAAUCAAAAGUUGUCCUUAUGAUGUCGAUGCAUGCAUGAGAAAACCAUGGGUCUUUACAGUGUGCACGCACACACAAACAUUACACGCACACGUCUUUGGGAACAGCUUCUGCUCAGUGUUGUGUAACAUUUUUCUUUCUUUCAAUGGAAGUAUUUGAAAUGAUAAAAGGAUCCAGAUUUAUAUAAAAGCUCAUUGUAAUAAUGCUUUGUAAACAGAAAGUGUUGCAGUGAAUGUUUAAUCUGAAGUGAACAUAAACAUUGUUAAUAAACUAUUUUUGAGACAAGA
Molecule: messenger RNA, 3857 nt
Organism: Siniperca chuatsi (mandarin fish)
Lineage: Eukaryota; Metazoa; Chordata; Actinopteri; Centrarchiformes; Sinipercidae
Product: rho-related GTP-binding protein RhoA-D-like
Exons: 6
Coding region: 276-857 (193 amino acids)
Biological process (GO): small GTPase-mediated signal transduction
Cellular component (GO): neuron projection
Molecular function (GO): GTPase activity; GTP binding
Source: RefSeq, a predicted model, not a curated record